This is a messenger RNA of Colias croceus (clouded yellow), 723 nucleotides long. RefSeq names its product probable myosin-binding protein 4. The transcript has a single exon. The record is from RefSeq and is a predicted model, not a curated record. The annotation marks the transcript as partial. Lineage: Eukaryota; Metazoa; Arthropoda; Insecta; Lepidoptera; Pieridae.
UGUGUUUUUAUACUUUCAAUCAACAAGUUCAUUGGCAAUUGUCCUAUUUUUGUUAUUUUCAAGGAAGAUACUUACUAUUUUAUAUUUUCAGCUCGCGGAAUCAUCACGAACGUUAUCACAACAGGAGCCAGAGAAACCAUAGAUAGUGGUAAUACCUCUGAUGAUGACGUCAUUGAGGUCGUAAGAGAUGAAGCUCCAAUAGAAAUACUAUCAGAUGGAGAAGAAAUGGAACUAGAGAAUACAAGAAAGUCUUGUAUUCAACAAAACUUUGAAUUCACUACUCAGACUCCUGAGUCUACGUCAGAGUGUAAAACUAUGAAGGAUGACGAGGCAAAUUUCAAUUUUAUUGAUAUUGAAAAUUCUGUAAAUCCAGAACAUAUAUUCGCUCCUGUUAUAUCUAAUACUGUAUCAUUGGAAAAUAAGAGUGAAGUAGAAAAGGCUAAGGAAAGCGCUGCACUUAAUGAUACUGUAGUGAAUGAAAACAAUAUUUCUGAUAAUAAUGACUCUAAUGAAAAAGAAAAUCAUAAACAAGAUGAAGUGGAUCCUGCUAAAGAUCCUCUUGCAUCAAAAUCCUCGGAAGAUGGAGAGGGAGAUAAUAAAUCCUCUGAAUAAUGUUAUUACUAAAUGUAUGCUUUAGUUUUAAGUGUGUUGUGAAUCGUUUAUUCUGUUUUUGGGUAUUAUUUGUACUUAUACAAUAAAAAAUAAAAAUUAUUUAUAACUAUA